Molecule: messenger RNA, 1578 nt
Organism: Harpegnathos saltator (Jerdon's jumping ant)
Lineage: Eukaryota; Metazoa; Arthropoda; Insecta; Hymenoptera; Formicidae
Exons: 5
Coding region: 386-1378 (330 amino acids)
Source: RefSeq, a predicted model, not a curated record
GCGGAAUGGAAGCGGCGGCUUCAGUCGCCCGCGAACCUCCGCCGAAGAACGUUCUCCACGUCGUCGUUCUGAGUCGACAACGUGGUCGCCCGCGAGCGACCUUCGUCGAUCGAACGCGCGACGAUCUCAGAUCUCGCGGGAACAGAGAGAGAGAGAGAGAGAGAGAGAAGGGAAGGAACGAAGGGUGUAAAAAUCGACAAGAGGGAACCGGCUGAUUUUCUUUUACCGCAGCGCGACCUCGCGAGUAACGCGAGGCGGGGAUCACCGAUGUUGUUGAGAAGCCUCGGUAGCGAGGCGAGGUUCAAGGAACGAGAAUGAGGACGAUCCUGAACGCGUGUUGCGAUCUCUGUGUCGACUCGGGCGAGUAAAAGCGCGCGGAAUAGUCAUGUGGAAGUGUUGGGUCCUGUUUCUGUGCGUCGCAGGUUUAUCCUCGGCUGUCUUGUUGAAUUCAACGGAUCAGCACAUCGGUUCCUCAUUGAACAAUCAGUCGGUGACGUUGCGACAGAACGAACCUGUGAGACGAUUCGCGUGUCCUAUAGGAUUCUUUCGACUGAAACGAUUCUGCUAUUACUUGAGCGCCGGCACAGCGCCAUGGCGGGAAGCGCACUUUCAUUGCAAGGACAGAAACGCCACUUUAGCUAUCCUGGACAGAAAUGGAAAGGACAGAAUGCUGAGGAGGUAUCUGAUGGGGGAACAGUUCACGAAAUUGGAGCGAUGGAUCGGCGGGAUCUUCAACUGGCAACAGAAGGCCUGGGAAUGGGGCGUUACCGGUGAGAAGAUGGUUUUCCAGAGUUUCGGGAAACAAGAGUCCGGGAAAUCUGACAAGUUCGCAUGGCACUGUGUCAUAAUGGAUCCGGCAUUGAAGUACAAGUGGAGUCCGAAAAGUUGCGUCGAACGGAAGCAUUAUAUAUGCGAAGUGCCUGCAGGUCGUUUAGUCAGAAGACGUAAGAAAUCGGACCCCUUCGCGCCGCAAAAUCAAAGAUUAAAGCCCAGGAAGAAGGGCAAGAAAUACUCAGAAGAACAGAGGAGGCUAGACGGAAGAAAGAAAAGCCGAGUGAACUGGCGAAGGAACUGGACGGAUCAAGCGGAGAACCAGCAAUGGGCUCACGGUGUAAAACUAGGCUCACGGCCACCUUCCAGUCAUAGGAUGGCACAGCCUAGAGAUCGCGCACGGCAUCGUCCCAACAAUAGGACUCGCUUGCAACCAUCUGUGCCGAGGGUGGCUCAGGUGUUGCCGCGGGGACGAGAUUUCAGCGCUUUCUUGGGCGAUGGACCCAACCAUCAGCCUCAGAAAUUGGCUGACAUGAGUCACGAUUUUACGCAAUUCCACAAUAAAAUCAACGACUUGGCGCGAGAGGAGGUUCUGUUUAAGCCAUGAAGGAGAAACCGUCGAACCGUCAUGUCGAUAACUGGUUACGAUUGCAGCUUCGACGCUUUACUAUCGUUUUUUAUAUAUGACGAUCCUUCUGUUAUAAUGGUGAAAUUAAAUUAUGCGUCUCGUUCGCUCACGUCAAUCAAAAUUCGAUCAAACGAUGUUAACCCCGCCAGAGUUAUUUUAUCGUGACUUAAUUACGGCUA